Onychostoma macrolepis is the source of this 9054-nucleotide messenger RNA. Its product is annotated as polymeric immunoglobulin receptor-like. NCBI's taxonomy places the organism in Eukaryota, Metazoa, Chordata, Actinopteri, Cypriniformes, Cyprinidae. The coding region runs from base 56 to 2197 and encodes 713 amino acids. The transcript has 8 exons. The record is from RefSeq and is a predicted model, not a curated record.
UUUAGAGAUUCACACAGAGAUAAUUCAGCAUAAAGAAGACUGAACUCAAGUCACAAUGAAGAUCCUCCUCAUCUUCUUCACUUUCUACCUGAUCUCAGAUGCAGUGAGAUGCUUUAGCGUCACUGGAUAUUCUGGAGGAAGCCUUCUGGUUGAUUCUGGGAAACUUUGGUUCACUGAUUCUGCUAAGAACAUGUAUAAGUUACGUGAAUGGAGAAGAAUAAAAAAUGAUGGAAGAUUAUUAAUUUUUCACAAUAACAAGGGAAACCUCUUGAUCUUCAUCAGAGAACUGAACCAACAGGAUGCUGGAAGAUACAGGAUUGGGGUUUCUGGCAUGAGGCCUGAAUAUUUGAAUUUAAUUGUGUUAGAGGAUUUGUGUUGUGGGAUGUCAAAGAUAAUUGUGAAUCGUGGAGAUAAUGUCAUGAUCAGCUGCAAAUAUUCAGAGAAACACAAAAAUCAUCCCAAAAUCAUGUUCAAAAAAGAAAAAGCCUCCAUUGAGUUGAUUUACACCACUGAGACAUGGGAGAAUAAAAAAGAAUUGAGUUUUUCCAAUGACAGUGAAGAAAACCUCUUCAGUGUGAGAAUCACUGCUGUGACACCAGAUGAUGGAGGAGUUUAUUUAUGUGGAGUUUGGAUCAACAGACACUCGUACAGUUACUCCAUUAUUAAUACUGUUAAUCUACAUAUUGUUGAUAAGUAUAAAUCGGCUACAUUUAGAGUGAGUGGCUACUCAGGAGGUCGUCUGAUGAUCAAGUGUGAACAUCCUCAAUACAAAACCAAGCCAAAAUACAUCUGUAAAGAAUCAGCUGGAUGUUCAGAGAGGAAGAAUCCAGGAGUUCAGGAUGAAUGGAUGGAGAAUGAAGAUGUUUCUUUAUAUGACGACACCAGAGCAGGAAUCUUGAUGGUGUUUUUUAGAGAGCUGAAAGCUGCAGAUGCAGGAACAUACAGGUGUGGAGUGAAAGUAUCCGACUAUACUGAGAGCUUCACUCAACUUCAGCUGAGCGUCAAACAUGCUGCAAAAUAUCCAAAGAGAGUGACAGAAUCUGCUCCUUUUGGUGAAGAAGUCAACAUUAGCUGUCAGAUCCCAGAGGAACAUAAAGUUCAUUUCUGCAAAGAGGAUGAUAAUUACAUCUGUCAGAACAUCAGCUCAUCUAAAGUGACACAAAUGAGUGGUUCAUCUGAGAGAAAUGAAGAGAGAGUUUUUACAGUGAGUAUCAGUAAUGUGAGCGUGAGAGAUGCUGGAGUUUACUGGUGUGGAGCAGAAACCAGAGACACAUAUUUGACUUUCAUCUCCCUGACCACGGAAAUACAGCUCAACCUCAUCAUGGCUCCAGUAGUGAGACAUGAAGGAGAAUCUGCUGAGAUCAUCUGUCCUUAUGAUUCAAUCUAUAAAUCAAACACAAAGUCUCUCUGUAAGGGGAAGUGCUCCACUAGAGACAAAAAUCCUCUCAGUGAGACUGUGAGAGAAGAGAAAGAUACCAAGACUGACAGACUGACUCUGAAAGAUAAUGUCACUGCAAGUGUCUUCACUGGGACCAUCACUGGACUGACAGCAGAGGAUGCUGGGAAAUACUGGUGUGCAGUGACAUUAGAAACAGACCUCAAUUAUCUUUACACUCAUCUGAUGGUCAUCAUGAACGAGGAGCUGAACUUGACUAAGUAUGAAGGAGACGACGUGUCAAUCCAGUGCAAACAUCAUGAUGAAGAUCAGAAAAGCUUCUGCAAAGCACAUGAAGCCUCCAUGUGUGUGAAGGAUGGAGUUUCAUUGGAGACCAUCAGAGAUGAUCGAUUCUCUUUCAGUGAUGAAGCAUCUACUGGAGUCUUUACUGUGAACAUCACUGAUCUGAGAGAAGAGGAUUCUGGGAUAUACUGGUGUGGCGCUCACGUCAUGUCUAAAGUGCAUUUAAAUGUCAAAAGGGAUUUCUCUAUGAUCAUCAUUAUUAGUGUGUGUGAGAUUCUGCUGCUGAUCGGAGGAUUCACUCUGACUGUGUGGAAAUUAAGACACAAGAGACAAGAUCCAGGACCAGUACAAAUUAACACUCAUGAUGAUCUACUCACAAUCCCCUCUGAUGGGCUCCUGUACGCUGCUGUCAGUUUCCAGAAGCAUGAAAAGUCUCUCAGUGACGCUACAAUCAGAUUCAGUAAGAAUGAGAUUCACUCUGAUUACACCACAGUCAGUUACAGCAUGAGACUCAACUAACUUACUUAUUACAGAGAUCACAGAUCAUCAUGUUACCAAUAUUUUUAAAACAGACACUGUUUUUUUUAUUUUACAUUUGUUCACAUUCACAAUUCAUUGAUAAAAAUGUACUCAUAAUUCAUAAUUUAAUAUUGAAACCGAUGUUUUUAUUGAUCAGUGUAGUUCAGUUCAGUGUGCGAAUCAAGAGACACUUUAAAGUUUCUGCUGCUGCUCAUGUUGCUUCUUGCACAUGUUUAAAAUAGUGUAAGCUCAGUGUAUGUGAGGGUGUGAUAAAAACAGGAAAUACAAACACUUCUAGAAUAUAUUGUCAAGUUUCCACUCCAAAUGCAGAGACUUGGCACACUGUAAAAAAAAAUCUGUUAAAUUUACCGAAAAAUACCGGCAGCUGUGGUUGCCAGAAUUUUACCGUGAAAAAUACAGUAGCUAAAUUUUAGGAUUUACAGAACUGUUCAAAUUUACAGUGAAUAACCGUAUCUCAUUAACUGAUACAAUGUUAAUACACAAACCUUUCAGUUAACUCACUUUAUUUGCAGAAACCCACUACGCUUAAAUUAUCCAACUGCCAUUUGUUGAUAAACUAAUAUUUAUAAUGUUUAUGUAAUGUGAGCAUAAGAGUAUUGAGAACUAUUUUGUUUAAGUCCUUGAAGAAAAUCUUACUGAUUUAUGCAAAGUCAUCAACUCAACUCAAAUCUCUUGCAAAUAACAGUAGCACACAUACGUGAUCAAAUCUAGCAAAUAUAAUCUCAUUACAUCAGCAACUACACAGUUACUGCCUUUAAAUAAAACAACAUGCAGUAUAACAACAGUGUCCCUCUCUCCGUCCUUGACUUAAACACAGGCUCUAUUCUCCAGCACAAUGGUGACCCACAAAACACAACAGGAAGUUGACUGUUAGGUUUUACAGUAUUUUGCUGUUUUUUUGUCUUGAUUUUACGGCGAAAUACCGGCAGCUGUGGUUGCCAGUAAUCUACUGUUUUUUUCAGUUUGCUUCCGUAACUUAAAUUUACAUUUCACAGUAUGUUUUGUCAUCUCACACAUUUAACCCCUUUAAUCCCACAGCAAAAUCCUCAGUUUUAAAGAGCACUUCUAUGUGUCCACACUACAGAGUGUUGAAGUAACGCUGAAGCAGUGAUGAAUUAAUGAGAGAAUUAAGUGACUAAUUAAAUUAGGAUUGAGCUUUAUUGAUGAACACCUGCUGUUAACAAGUAGAAUCACCGAAGGAACGAGAAACAAGAGCAGAGAAAUAUAACUUACAGCUAAAGCCACGAUGAAAUCAACUGAAAUAAAAACAUGAAAUCUCUCAAGAUGUCAGAAGAGGGUGAUUAAACAACUCCACACCAGCAUCUUAUUACUAACCACUUUUACUUUAUUUCUGUCAUACGUGUACAAAAGCUCUUAUUGAGAUUUUAGUUGUUGUACUUUCAUUUGAAGUCACCAUAUUGGCGAUCAGUGGGUGCUUUAGUUGGGAUCUUGAAUCGUGACUCUUUAAUGUCGGUUUUUGUUUGAUUGCUUUAAUUAGCUGUGUUUAUUAAGCACAGUUUUUAAAGCAAAAACACCAAACAAAUUUCUCAUCACUUGGAGACUUAUGUUUGUGAUGUCAAAACCAACAUGGUCUAGUUUAGUCUCUUGUUAAACAUGUAAUAUGUUAAUUACACCAUUGAUACUACAGCAAUAAGAUAUUGAGAAACAGCUCUAACCAGAACAUUCACAAAUGAAUGUAUUGAACUACAGCAGAGCGUAAACACACACAGACAUCAGCAAUCGGCAUAUGAAUCUCAAAAUUGGUGACAAUCAAAAGUGAUAUAAAUUUUUUUUUAAAACGGUUCAAAUCUGAACAUCACAAAACAGUCUACUGAAAAGUAACAACAAAAACAACACCAAAAUAAAAGUAAAUAAAGAAAAUAUUAAGAACAUUCAGCUGCAUAAUUUAUUCAUGCUGCAGUGCAUGCUGGGAGUUUUGUACUGGCACCCAGCAUGCUUUGUUUUUUUUUAAAUUAUUACUAGUCACCAUUGUUGAGGUUCAUGUGCUGAUUCUUGAUGUCUGUGUUUCUAAAUGGUGCUUUAACUCCGAAGGUUUUGUGAAUGAAAGGUUUUUAAAUUCUUUCAUGGUUUGUCAGUUUAAUUUAUAGCGUAAUAUUAUUACCAUAAGCAAUGUAAAAAUAAUUACAAAUUACCCAUAUUGUUUAACACUAACUGAUGACGACCACCACUUUUAAGUUUUAACCAAAAGUACUUAACUACAAUUUCUCUAAAACUUUUUUCGAAAGAAAAAAUUUGUUAUGACAAGAAAAGUCAAUUGUCACCAUUUUCAUUUUGAACAUUUUUCACACAUUUCUUUUCAUUUUUUCAACACACAUUUAAAAAAACAAGCAGGAACAAAUACACAUGGUUUAAAAGAAAAAUAAAAUUUUUGCUAAAAACAAACAAUUAAAACCAUUGUGUGUCUUGUUAAAACAUCCAUUUUGUGUGUGUGUGUGUGUGUGUGUGAGCCAGGAGCGGUGGCGCCUAGCCCCCUCGUCGGAUUAUCGCCGUCCGGUACCCCUGCAGCAUUGUUGUUACCUUUAGCUCGCAUGCGGGUACCGUAACGCGCUUCCCCACCAGCAGGUUUCUGGUGGCCCAGAUGGCAUCCUUGAUGACGUUGAGGGUGAGCCAGAGCGAGAUAAAUUUCUGUGCUGUCAAGUCCUUCAAGCCCCAGCCCACCCCAAGGAUGGCGAACUGGUACCUAACCGGGCCCCACCCACUGGUAGGCACAGGAAAAACAGGGGGCUGUAGUAAUAAAUGUGCUUGUCAUAACACAUGUGCUUUACAAACACAGUUAUAAUAACCAAAGAAAAACUAACCUUAAACAGCCAAGGGUCAAGAGCAUAACUAAAGCAAACACCGAUCACCAAGAUGGUGAGGUCAAACAAAACAUUUGAAAUAAAAUAUAAACCUCUGUUAAUUCGUAGAUAUAUGACAGAAAUUAAGUAAAACUGGUUAGUAAUAAGCGGAGCUGGUAAUGCUGUUUGUGGAGUUGUUUAAUCAUCCUCUGCUGUUUUAUUUCAGUUGAUUUCAUUUAAGGCUGUGGCUGUAUGUCAGUUGUAGUUUUGUUUCUUGUUCUUUCCUUCAGUGAUUGUGUUUGUUAACAGCAGGUGUUCAUCAGUGUCUGAAUUCACUCAUAUGUUCUCAAUCACUCUGUCUAGUGGACUAUAUAGUGAAGUAAUGUAGGACUAGUGAAUGAGGGUGUAGGGAGUGGUUUCAGACACAGUCUAUGAGUGUCAACUCUGAGGCUACUUUCUCGAAAACAAAGGUUAGAUCUACUACAGUUAUUCACUGUAUAUAGUAAGGAAACAUACUCUUAAUCAUUUAACAGGUUAUUACUGUGGUAUUUUACAGUUUUUUACUGUUAAAAUCACAAUCAUUUUUUACAGUGCAGCUUUUGACACAUACACACUCAAAACUGAAUUUUGCUUCUUUUGUUGUUUACUCAAAUAAAAUGAUGUAAUGAAACACAAAACAAACAUUUUAUCACCAGUUAAUUUAAUUACAUUCAUUUUUUUUUAUUAUUAUUUGUGUGUGUGUGUGUGUGUGUGUGUGUGUGUGUGUGUUGCUACUGUGUGAAUAAUUUAAUAAAUAAAAUAAAUAAACAACUGAAUCUGGACAGCGGAUUCCUAGUUUCCCAGCAUGCUUUGCAUGGAUGUGAAUAAAUGGAAUACAUGUUGAAAAUAAGGGUUAUUUCAUGUGUUUGUGAGUGAAGGGAAAUAUUUGAUUGGUGCUUAAUGCAUAUUUUUGGUGGGGGUUUAAAAGAGGUACUGUUAUGUUGGAGUUGGUAUUGUUUGUGCAGAAGAGUGGAACCUAACAGGCACAUACAUGACAUGACAAUAUAAUAAUAUAAUACUAAUAAUAAUACAAUGUAAUAUUGUCACGGCAAGACAUUGAUUAAAUAGCAUUACCAUAGUAUAGAGGUUGACUGAAUCUAGCUUUCAUACUGAUGAAAUAAACAGAUACCAGAGAAACAACCAGAAAUACAGAAUAGGAACAUGAUAGAACAUGACCUGAUUAUCGUCAUGAAAGAGUGAGAAAGGUUUAUAAUUUCUGCAAAGGAGAAAGACAAUUCUAUCAUUUUAUGAAUUUGAUUUCACAUCCCCCUCAAGAGGACUAAUUUAAAUAUUCAUAGUUUGUUCAGUCUCAUGUCCAUUGCAUCUUCCCAAACAGAGGCAGAAGAUGAACAUUGAUUGUGAGCAGAAGACAAUAUUAUACUGUAGACAUUCAGCAAUUCGACUUCAAACUGAUCAACAAGUGAUCCAUAUGUGAUUUGAAAAAUGUAAUUAUUUCACAUAAACAAAUCAAAUAACACUUAAAGCAACACAUUUUAUAGACAUUCAAUGUUAUACAUUUCUGUUGUUUAGGUUAGUAAAUUGCAGUCGAUACCAUUUUAAACAAGCAUAAUUUUCAUUAUUAUCUGCCUGGCUGCACUGUAAAAAGUGAUCCACUAUAUUUACUCAAUAAAAUUGAGUGAUACACUAUAUUUACUCAAUAAAAUUGAGUAAAUAUAGUGUAUCACUCAGUUUUAUUGAGUAAAUAUAGUGUAUCACUCAAUUUUAUUGUCAACAGAUUACAAGCAAUAUUAUUAAUUAAAUUCAACACAAAUUAAUUAGAAUUAAUCAAACGAGAUGAUUACAAAUUAACCAUUCAAAAUGAGUAAAAUUGCACCAAAACAUUAAGUAAAAUUUAAACAAAAAUAUUGAUUUGACUGGUCCAAAAAAAAAAAAAACCUAAAUUCAAAAUAAAGUUUAUAUUUAUAUGCUAGCUUGCUUUUCUGAAUUCAUAUAAAGAAAAAUAUGAACAUAACUUUCAGUCUAGGAAAAUAUGUAAGAUUAUUAUUGUUUAUUCUGUUUCUAAUGUUGUGUUGUGAUAUACAGCAAAGGUUGAGCUCAUCAUCAGACAUUCAAAUACAAGAGCAAGAGACUGAUGAGACAGUGAAGUGGACAUUCUGUACAGUUGUGUUUGAAUGUCUACAAAAGUACUAUAAAGAACAAACGUGUUUGAUUUGGUAACUAAUUUAUUUUAAAUCAAAUGUGUGUGCUGGAAGAGAAACCUGGUAUUUUUAUUAGGUUAAAGAGACUUGCUUGUAUGUCUCAAUGAUUUAUGUUUGCAGGGUUAUUUAAAACUGUGGUGAGUGUACUAAAGAAGAGCCAACAUGUGCUGCUCUCCAGCUUGUGUUUUUUUCUUCUUGCAUCUAAAUUAUUUCGGUCAAACCAAGACAUGCUUCAGCCGCCUGCAGGUGUGAUAAAAACAGGAAAAGGUUUUUCAAUACCCAUUGUAACAGAUGUUCUACUUCAUAAGAUGCUGUGAACUGUGUAAUAUAUGAAAAAGAAAAUACAAUUCUUAUUUAUAAUAAAUCAGUUCCACCAAAAAGUUUAAUUCAGGUCAUCAGAAAUAUUUAUAAGAGAAAAGUUCAAACUCAAAACUGCAGUUGGUUGGACUCGUAAAAAACAAAGUACAAACUUAAGGGGUUAAGCCAAGGGAAAUUGAUUUACUCAAACAGUUUGUUACCCUAAACUGUUGGGUUUUACAGUGUGAAAACAUUGUAUGUUAAUUAUUAUUAAAAUAUUAUCAUUGUUGUAUAUUUUUCUGGCUUAAUUUAUGUUGAUGCUGCUGUUGUUACUGUCAGUUAUGCCAAGUUCACACUGCACGAUUUUAGCCUGAUUUUUCACUCGCCGACAGGUUUUGAUAAAUCGCCGACAAAUGCCCGACAUCGGAGGCAAAUCGGAGCUCGUUCACGCGAGUGACAAUCGCGCAGUGUAAAUUAUCAAAGACGCGAUCUGAGGGAAUCACCGACACGUCGCCGACGCAUGUGAAAUAUUUGGCAUGCUAAAUAUCUGGAGCUGUCGGCGAUUCACAGUCACGCUGUGUGCAAUGAUUUCUGACUAAAAACUACAUCAUGAUGACCUUCAGCCAAUGAGAGACAAAGAUACAGGGCAGAGGGAAGUUCGGUGAGAAGUUAUAGACCAUAUCAGUAUUUUAAUAUGUACAAUUAUAUCAUACAGAAACAAGCACAAACGCUUGACCAGCCGCAACAUCAGCAUAACAGUUACUGUUAUUAUUUACCACUCUUUGCAGAACACAAUCCCUGUUCCCUGCAUCUCCCUCCUGCAUAAUCUGUUUUUCUUUUUUUAGCUGGAAAUCAGGGCACAGACAAUUUGCGGGCUAUAUUUUUUUAAUACUUCCAGUCUCGCUGGAGAACAACGGGCUGACGCACGCGGGUCCUCGCAAUAUUUCCUUAUCACUUCUCGCAUUUGUUUUGGUGUGAAACGUAGUUUGCAGAUCAGACAGAGUUGUCGGCGAUUCUUCCUAUUGUGAAAUCGUGCAAUGUGAAAGCCCCUGUCGCCGAUCCAUCGUGCAAUGUGAAAACAACAGCGAUCCGACAAGUUUGAAAAUCAUGCAGUGUGAACUCGGCAUUAGCUGUCAUGUGGAUCAAAGUUCAUAUUUUCACUGAUUUAAAAUUUGUUUAUCCUCACCAUGUUUGAGAAUCGUGUGCUGAGUUACUGUAUAUUUGCAUCUCAUUACAACUUGUUUAAAAUAUUUGUUCAUUAUAGCAUAAAUGUUUGCUUUUACUUUUAAGAGGAAAAAAAAAGAGGAAAAUACUACCCAUGCUAUAUAGAAAACUUUGAAAAUAAACAUGAAUCUAAAAGAAAGAAUAGUAUUGCUGAAAUGUAUUUGGUUGCUCUGAUAGGUCUUUUAACACUCAGUAGACUGAUUUUUAUUCAUUAGAUGAACUAAAGUUUUUAAGUUGUCGGUUGCUAAUUGAGCUAACUUAAGAAGUUGAUUGUGAUAUUGCCUUAUUUUUUUGAGUUAGGUCAACCUUUUUUUUUUUU